This is a messenger RNA of Rubroshorea leprosula, 2991 nucleotides long. NCBI's taxonomy places the organism in Eukaryota, Viridiplantae, Streptophyta, Magnoliopsida, Malvales, Dipterocarpaceae. The record is from the annotation of a GenBank genome assembly.
AACCACCCGAAGAGAAAAAAAGAAGGGGAACCCAGCCAUGCCUUGGAAAACCGGUGAGAAAGCUUGAUUUUUCCCUUCUUUUUUUGUCCAAGAACCUGAUUUGAAACCCAGAAAUUCUUUCCCCUUGCUGGAAAUCCAGAUCUGCUCUGCUCUGUCUUCCUCACCUCCAGCUGCCCUUGAUUUUGGGUGAAUUCUGGGCAUUUUUUCGGUAAGAACAGCCCCUAAUUUCCUUUGUUCUUGCUUGAAUUGGCUUGGGUUAACUUUGAUUGCUCUUAUUUCCUUCAAUUUUGGGUAGUUCCGUGAGCUUCCCCCCGCAGAUCCCGCCGGCCUUCCCCAAUCUGCUAGCUCCGGUUCCUUGCUUGUAAAUUCUGGUUCCUGAUCAUUUUGUCAGUUUAGCACGUGAAUUGAGUGCUCGGUUUUAUGCAAGUAAGGUAAGUAGAUUAUGGUAAUGCCCUUCGAUUUUAAAAGCAUGUUUCGAUUUGUUUUUUGAAGUGGUGGCGGGAUUAAACCCGUUUUACACAAGUGUGACUGAUUUGAAGUGAAAUGUUUUAUACUUUUCACUAAAUUGAGCAUGCCUACUUGAAAUUUAAGUGAUUGUCCUAAUGAUCUGAAAGUGAUUGUGAAUUGUGAUUUUCCUGUUAACUUCUACCUGUUUUGUCUCCGAUGUGGUCAUGUUAUUCGUGACCCUGCUAGUGGGGGAGGUUAUAAACGCUAGCACAUGUCGACAUGUUAGUGAAAGAGUCGAUUCGUUCAACCCAGCUAGUGGGGGUUAUACACUAGCAAAUCGUGGCCCUGCUAGUGGGGAUUAUACACUGGCCGUGACCUAUAGAGGAGACGUCUAUUUCGUGCCCGUACUGUAUCUGUUUUCGUGAUUGUACUUGUUGGCAUGCUUUAAGUUUGAUAAGGGGCACUCCAUAUUUACUUAUUGAGUUUAUCUCAUAGUUUUUCCUUGUCCACCAUUUCAGGAUGUGAAAUCGAGGACGGGAGAACCACGAGAAGUGACGAGUUAGAAAGCUAGCCAUUUCGGAAUUGGAUAUAAAUUUUAGAAAUAAAUCAUGAUCUUGUAUUUGGAAAUUUUAUGAUAUCAGAGAGAAAUUUAUAAUUUGAUCUUCAGAUUUUAGUGGUAUCAGAGUGUGGUGUGAUAAGUUCCGAGCCUUGUGCAUUUGUGGAACCCGUCUCACGAGUGCACGGCGUCUGUCGCGUCUCGAAAUUGGGUUUUGGGGCGUGACAAAUAAAGUGGUAUCAGAGCUUAGGUUGAAAUACAGAGCUUGGUUUAAAUUAAGAGUUUUGGAUUAAAUUAAGCACCUCCAGAUUGAGUGGCAUUAGAGCAGAUUGAGUGAUAUCCGAGCCUAGGUUUAAUUGAAUACCUAGGAUUUGUUUUGGACUUGGCUAGCCAGUGGAUUUUAGAACCGUGGUGAGACGAGUGAUGGGGAGCUGGAUAACUUGGUAAUUCCGUUGCUCCUUAUCUUCUGAAAGUCUUAUAGUGAAGUUUCACUUUUUCCAUUUAGAGCUUCAUGGUCUUUUCAUGUGGCUCAUUUUUUUCUAUAUUGGUUAAUCAAGAACAGUGAUCAUUCAAUUGAAAUUGUCAUCUUUUUGUAAAGAUUGGCAAGUUGUCAUAAAGUUAGACUCUUCAUUGUUGCUAAUCUUUACAUUCUUGAUACCUGGAAAUUGCUUGAAACUCUUGAAAUCCGUCUUGAAUCUUUCUUGAUAUUGCUUGUGCUUGUUCUUGAAACUGAAAUCCAGAAAUGGAUAAUGAUUAUCGAAGUCCUCAUUAUCUUGAUACUUGUCUGAAAUUGAUUCUUGCACUGUUCUUAAAAUCUAUUUUGAGUUGACCUUGAAAACCAUUCUUGUUCUGACCCUUGUUCUUGCUCAAAUUCUGUAUAUUGCUCUUGCUCAAAUCUUGCAUAUUUUGCUCGUUCUUGUUUCUGUAUACCUGAUGAUCUUCUUGAUUUUUUAUUUUGUUCAUAUGGACACCUCUUUAGGAGGGGUGACGAUUCAGAAGAUACCUAUAUGAGAAUUUACAAGGCAUCCAUGCACUUGUUCAUUCAUUCAUGAUUCAUAUAUUUAUUGGAUGCUUAUCUGUCUUUGAAAGAGUUCAAAGUUUUGUUGUACUUGUCUUUAAAUCCAUGCCAUUCUUUGUCAACUCGUCUUGUGAUGGGUUCGAAGCGUAACCCCACAAUUGUUCUUUUGUGGCUUUGGCAGGAUUUAUUUUUAUUCCUUGUGCUUCUCAUAUCACCCCAACCUCCAGUAGCUUGUUUCAUGGUAAAUCCUAUUAAGUGAUUAAUGUUCUGCUUUUAAGAUUAGUCGUGAUUUGUUAUCAGAGUGGCGCAGAGGAAGCAUAGUAAGCCAUGUCUGUUCAUAGAAAGUUAGUGAGGCAUUUGUUUGUCUUGGAUUGUGUGAAGCCAUUCACCAGUCUAGAUGAUCCUCAAUUUGAGUUUUGGGGACAAAACUCCUUUUUAGGAGGGGUGGAUGUAAUACCCCAAAAUUUUGUGCUAUUUUAACUUUUAACCCGUGUGUUCUGCUCUUUUUCUUGUCUUCCCGCUGCAGCCACCCGAAGAGAAAAAAAAAGGGGGAACCCAGCCAUGCCUUGGAAAACCGGUGAGAAAGCUUGAUUUUUCCCUUCUUUUCUUGUCCAAGAACCUGAUUUGAAACCCAGAAAUUCUUUCCCCUUGCUGGAAAUCCAGAUCUGCUCUGCUCUGUCUUCCUCACCGCCAGCUGCCCUUGAUUUUGGGUGAAUUCUGGGCAUUUUUUCGGUAAGAACAGCCCCUAAUUUCCUUUGUUCUUGCUUGAAUUGGCUUGGAAAUAAAUCAUGAUCUUGUAUUUGGAAAUUUUAUGAUAUCAGAGAGAAAUUUAUAAUUUGAUCUUCAGAUUUUGGUGGUAUCAGAGUGUGGUGUGAUAAGUUCUGAGUCUUGUGCAUUUGUGGGACCCGUCUCACGAGUGCACGGCGUCUGUCGCGUCUCGAAAUUGGGUUUUGAGGCAUGACAGUGAGAG